Anthostomella pinea is the source of this 321-nucleotide messenger RNA. Lineage: Eukaryota; Fungi; Ascomycota; Sordariomycetes; Xylariales; Xylariaceae. The record is from the annotation of a GenBank genome assembly.
AUGCGACCUACUCAAGCUCUCAGAUCCGGCGGCGCCGACACCCCGCUCGGCAAAUAUGGAAAGUAUCUCGGUCACUGGGGUGCCUUUGGCAGCCUGAAGCAAAAGGGCAUCGUCACCUACGCCAUGUCCCCCAACAAGCAGAACCCAUUCGCGGGCGCCGCCCACGACGCCGUCUUCAACUCCUGGCGCCGAUUCAGCACGCAGGUCCUCUACGUCGCGCCUCCGAUGGUGUUCUUCUACUACGUCAUGACGUGGGCUGUUGACCGAAACCACUACCUGAACUCGAAGCAGGGCCGAGCCGAGUUCGAGGGCCAGGAAUAA